AUGUGCUCAUUGGAAAGUUCUUUAACAUCUUCUGAAAGCUCUGAAAGAAAAGAAGGAGAAAAAUUCAAUAGAAGAAAUAGGAGAGAGUGCGAAAAUUUCGAUUCUAAUUCACUGGAAUUUCCAGUGUCGUGUCUGAUGUCUGCGUCUCUCACUGAGCCUCAUGAUGAUUCAUCUUUUGGGAACAAGUUGAAGAAAGAUGAUUCAUCUAAUGAGAACAAGUUGAAGAAAGCAAAGUUCUCAGAAAUGUUUGAUAUGAAUAGCCAAUUUCAGAAAGACAUGAACUCAAGUCACUCAACAAGUUCAAAAGCAUUAUUAUUAGAUUUAAAUUGCAGUUUAAACUCUUGUGAACCAUGA
Messenger RNA from Vicia faba (fava bean), 354 nucleotides. The record is from the annotation of a GenBank genome assembly. NCBI's taxonomy places the organism in Eukaryota, Viridiplantae, Streptophyta, Magnoliopsida, Fabales, Fabaceae.